Molecule: messenger RNA, 961 nt
Organism: Spodoptera litura
Lineage: Eukaryota; Metazoa; Arthropoda; Insecta; Lepidoptera; Noctuidae
Gene: PolE4
Product: DNA polymerase epsilon subunit 4
Biological process (GO): DNA-templated DNA replication
Cellular component (GO): epsilon DNA polymerase complex; nucleus
Molecular function (GO): protein heterodimerization activity
Source: RefSeq, a predicted model, not a curated record
AGCAGUUAUGUCACUGUCACUUGAAACAAUAAACUGACCGACCGAAAACACCGCGCCAAAUUCACUAGUGUUGUAUUAUAUUAGUGUUAAAUACUAUUAAAAAAACAGAAAUGGCAGAUGAAGAUCAUUACGACGACGUGGAUAUAUCAGAUUUAAUUGACGAGUCCGACCAUUAUCUCGAGGCUGACCACCAACACGCCGAGUUGGAAGCAACAGACUCUGAACAUAUAAACACGAUACAGGAUUCAGAUUUACUAAGUUCUGAGGAGCAAACUAUAGACAGUAAAAAGCCUCCACCACAAAACAAGAGUGAAGUUAUUCGUUCCACUAGGCUACCAAUAGCUAGAAUCAAGAAUAUCAUGAAAAUGGAUCCUGAUGUUAGCGUUGUAUCAGGGGAUGCAGUGUUUCUAGUCACUAAAGCCACCGAGCUGUUUUUGGAAACUAUAGCAAAAGAAACAUAUGCAUACACUGCUACAAAUAAAAGAAAAAUUAUAGCAAAAAAAGAUUUAGACCUGGUCAUUAACAAAGUGGACUGCCUUUGUUUCUUAGAAGGUGCUAUGGACUUUUAGUGAAUUGUAUUUAAGUGUCACCUAUGUAAGAAUUGUGUAAUAUUCUUGCAAGUUCUGAUAUAAUUAUUAUAAACUAAUGUGUAAGUGAAAUUGUGUUUUAGUUUUAUAAACAUUGUACCCAAGGGUUAAUGGGUAAUAGUGAGUUCAUACCUCCCUACGGUAUCAGCAGUUAACCUUUUCACCGCCACGCCAUAUCGGUAUUCCUAUGCCCUGUAUGCCAAGCCCGAAAAUCUUAAUUAAAGGUGUAUCAAUAAAAUACAUAAAAGUAAUGAUUUAAUAUGUUUAUUUUGUUUUUUUCUUCGACCUGUUUUUUGUCGAGUAUAGCCGUCGUUGGCGCACAGGGCACGCUUGCUCAUGUCGGCUAUAGCCGACAUUGGCGUUCAAAAGGUUAA